Messenger RNA from Acanthocheilonema viteae, 504 nucleotides. The record is from the annotation of a GenBank genome assembly. NCBI's taxonomy places the organism in Eukaryota, Metazoa, Nematoda, Chromadorea, Rhabditida, Onchocercidae.
AUGGAUCAGUUAAAAGGAAUUAGCUGUCCAAAGCAUCCCGGAUUCUAUACCUUCAGGAAAGAAUUUUGCUUCAAUGAUUGGUCUGCUUUUGAUAGUAACGGUGACUGUCAAAUUGAUUUCUUCCAAGGUGACAAAUUUUCCGACUAUCGAUCAGCACUUUCUUCCUUACAGCAAAUUGGAUAUGGCACCGUGGUUGCAAAACUACGUUUGGCAGCAAAUGCAACAAGUGAAAUUGCUGAGAGAAAGCGAAUCAAAGAGGCGUUAAUUGAAGAAGCCAUACGAAAGGAGUUAGAAGAAAGAAGGAGAACUUGGAAUAUUGGUAACGAACAGUUCGAAAAAUUUCGACUGUGGUACACCAAUUAUCGCAAAGAUACAUGGCAUAGAGAAGAAUAUUUACCAUGGCUAUUGUAUGAAAACGAAAUUUCAUGCAUACGGCUCACUUUCGACGUCUGUGAACGAAUCCCGAAACGAAGCCCAUUCACUGGUCAAUUAACAUGCUUUUAG